Messenger RNA from Effrenium voratum, 747 nucleotides. The record is from the annotation of a GenBank genome assembly. Lineage: Eukaryota; Dinophyceae; Suessiales; Symbiodiniaceae.
AGCGCCUGGGGCUCAUCAGAAGCGGGCGAACUGACCAAACCAGGACCAUGGGAAAAGUCCGAGCAGUGAGGCGCAAGCUCGCUCAAUUCUUCAACUGGCGCGUGAGUGUCACCUUGACGGAUGGCCGCGUGUUGGUUGGGGUCCUGAUGGCAGUAGACAGGCAUGUCAACAUCGUCCUGUGCAAUACAGAGGAGUACCGCAAGUACAAGGUCAAGGGCAAGCCUGAGGGUAAGGAGCUGAAGAGGAUGCUCGGCUUCAUAGUGGUCCGCGGCACUGGGAUUCUCUACAUUCAGCCGGAGGAACUUGGCAAGGAGGACCUGGUGGAGACGGAGAAGCCGCGAAAGAAGGCCCAGGCGGUGGCCGCCACGCCGGCCAAGCCCAUUGCGCCCAAGCCGGUCUCCACAGGCGCUUCCCUGAACCCUGCGGCGGCAUUGCUGGCGGGCAUGCGGCCCCCCAUGCUGAACCCCCUGCUGGGUUUGGCCCGGCCGGGCGGGCUGCCCGGCAUGCCUUCCAUGCCAGGAAUGCCCAGCAUGCCAAGCAUGGGGAUGCCAAGCAUGGGGAUGCCGGGCGCUGGGCGCGGCAUGACGAUGCCGGGCAUGCCUGGCAUGCGGCCCAUGUGAGAGGCAUAGCUUAUUGGCACGGCUCGAGCCGGACGGCUUGCGGUUGGAUUGUGUUGCUGAGAGCCGGCCAGGCAAAUGCCGGACCCAGUCCUGGGUCCUGCCAGCUUUCCCCAGCCAUUUCGCUUCU